GAGCGUUUACGAUACUGUCAGAUUUGGGAGUUUACACACAAAUUUGGAAUAUCACCAGAAAACCAAAACAAACACUUGCAACAAUGGUUGAGAAGUUUGUCGGGACGUGGAAGAUGAUUUCCAGCGAGAACUUUGAUGACUAUAUGAAAGCAAUUGGCGUCGGUUUCGCCAUCCGGCAGGUGGGCAACCGCACCAAGCCCAACUUGAUCGUCACGGUGGACGAGCAGGGCACCGUGAGCAUGAAGACCCAGAGCACGUUCAAGACUUCCGAGAUCAAAUUCAAGCUCAACGAACCCUUCGAGGAGACCACCGCCGACGACAGGAAGACGCGGACCGUCAUCAGCUUGGAAAAUGGCAAACUUGUGCAGAAGCAGAGCUGGGACGGCAAAGAGACGAGCAUCGAGAGAGAAGUGACCGAUGGCAAAUUAAUAGCGAGGUGCAUCAUGGGAGACGUGGUGGCGGUGAGGACAUACGUGAGGGAGGCGUGAUGACGUGUCGCCGCCGCCUCGCCGGACCCCUGACAGGCUCAGUUUCAUGAGCGUCAAUUUUUUUUUUUCUUUGGGGUGGGGGCGAGGAUGUUGCCUCCAAAUUGUUAAAAUUGUGCAGAUUCCAAUAAAGCUCAUUUGUCAAAGCGUCA
Molecule: messenger RNA, 637 nt
Organism: Hippocampus comes (tiger tail seahorse)
Lineage: Eukaryota; Metazoa; Chordata; Actinopteri; Syngnathiformes; Syngnathidae
Gene: fabp4a
Product: fatty acid binding protein 4a
Exons: 4
Coding region: 84-488 (134 amino acids)
Molecular function (GO): lipid binding
Source: RefSeq, a predicted model, not a curated record